GUACAUGAGCGAUAACCAUGCUUUUGGGCGGCCGAUUCAAGAAGAUGGACGAGGAAUUGUCGAAACUAUGAGAACAGAAUCCGCCGCCAUUUCCAAUAAUUUUAAUGCGGUGAAUAGCGUUAACAAAUCUGUUGUACAACAUCUUGAUGAGCUUUCACAAAGUUUCGAUGAGAUUUUCACUUCAACAGACCACUCCGAUGUAACUCUUGUUCUCGACGAUGGAACUGAAUUUGCUGCCCAUCGUUUGAUCUUGGCUGUGAGAAGUAGCUUUUUUCGAGCUAUGCUCUAUACAGGUUUUCAAGAAAGCCAUCAACAGCUUGUGACUCUUCAGGAAACGAAUUCAGUAGCCUUCCGAGCUGUUCUUCGGUACAUGUACACAUCGAAAAUCGAUUUUGCCGGAGUGGAACUGGAUAUUUUGCUAGAAUAUCUCAGUCUGGCACAUCGUUAUGAUUUAAUUCAGCUUAUGACAGCAAUAAGCGAAUAUUUCAAGGAAAUUUUGAAGAAUGAGAACUUGUGUAGUAUUUUCAAUGCUGCAUACUUCUUUCAAUUCACUGAUCUUAUAGAUUAUUGCAUGCAAUAUUCUGAUAAACAUGCAGAUCAGCUUCUCGAAGAUCCCAGCUUCAACCGAUUAUCAGGAGAUAGUCUGAAGGAGCUUCUUGCGAGAGAUUCAUUUUUUGCAUUAGAAUUGAAGAUCUUCAAUGCGGUACGUUCAUGGCAUCAGAAUAAUCCAACAAUGAAAGAAGCAUCAAAAGUUUUGCUGGAAUUGGUCAGACUUCCCCUUAUAACACAAACCGAACUUCUUAAUUGUGUAAGACCAACUGGGUUGGUGUCAGCUGAUACUCUUCUGGAUGCUAUAGAAGUUCAAACACAAAGACCACACGAGAUUCCAUUCAGAGGAUGCAAAAGCCUCGACACGAAUAUAAUUCCACACUAUCCACACGCACAGCCAUUGUCACGAGAGCUCAGCAGUCGCUACACUAAUGACGAGAAUAUUAGUGUAUUUCAAAUUGAUCUCGGAAAACCAUUCAUUAUCAAUACAAUUAUGAUGGAUUUUAACUGGAAAAAUGAAGUUCAAGCAUUUACAUACCAAGUUCACGUUAGUAUGGAUAAUCGAGUUGAUGCUCAUUGGAAUCUAGUUGCUGAUUACUCGGAAUAUGAUUGUCGAGGAACACAAAGACUCUUCUUCACAGAUUCUGUUGUGCGGCAUAUUUUGAUCCGAGUCAACAAUUCAAUGUCGUGUAAACUGGAAGGAAGUCGAAUCGAAGCCAUGUUCUCUACCGAAACAAUGCCUGUCGAACCUGUGCACAAAGUCAUAGUUCCUCAUCGAAACAUCACAACGAUAGAAAAUCACGCACGGGUUGUUGAAGGAGUUUCUCGAUGUCGGAAUGCUCUUAUCAACGGGGAUUCCUCAUCCUACGACUGGGAUACUGGAUACACGUGUCAUCAAAUUGGAAGUGGUCUCAUCAUGAUUCAACUUGCUCAGCCCUACAUUAUAUCUUCAAUGCGAAUUUUGUUAUGGAAUUGUGAUGAUCGAUUCUACUCGUAUUAUGUUGCCGUAUCGAAGAAUCAAGACGAAUGGGUUACGAUUGUCGACCGCACCAAUGAAGAAUGUCAUGGAUGGCAAGAACUCAUAUUUGAUCCUCUUCCAGUUGUGUAUAUUCGACUUGUUGGUACCCGGAAUUCCAUAAACGAAGUCUUUCACGUUGUACAUCUCGAGGCUCCCUCAAACGUUCCAAUUGCCAUAAAAUAAAACCGGGUUACAGAAAUAUAUAUAAUGCAUUAUUUCACUUAAAUGUCUGAUGAAAAAUAAGUUAUUAAAUUUAUUGAAUAAAAAUGUUAAUAAUUUC
Molecule: messenger RNA, 1847 nt
Organism: Caenorhabditis elegans
Lineage: Eukaryota; Metazoa; Nematoda; Chromadorea; Rhabditida; Rhabditidae
Gene: hpo-9
Product: BTB/POZ domain-containing protein 9
Exons: 5
Coding region: 5-1750 (581 amino acids)
Source: RefSeq, marked reviewed